This is a messenger RNA of Bactrocera dorsalis (oriental fruit fly), 760 nucleotides long. It is a transcript of the gene Irbp18, whose product is annotated as CCAAT/enhancer-binding protein gamma. The coding region runs from base 111 to 452 and encodes 113 amino acids. The record is from RefSeq and is a predicted model, not a curated record. Gene Ontology annotation, molecular function: RNA polymerase II cis-regulatory region sequence-specific DNA binding; DNA-binding transcription factor activity, RNA polymerase II-specific. The transcript has 2 exons. NCBI's taxonomy places the organism in Eukaryota, Metazoa, Arthropoda, Insecta, Diptera, Tephritidae. Gene Ontology annotation, biological process: DNA-templated transcription; regulation of transcription by RNA polymerase II.
AUUUUCGUUUGGUGUUGGCGAUUUGUAUACGAUUGUAAAUUUAUUAUUUUGUCCAUAUUGGUUAGUGCUUUUAACGUUUUCAAAUUGAAAAUAGUAUAACCAAAGAUAAAAUGCCAGCGAGGAAGAAGACUAGUGGUGGUGGUGGAAACACAUCAGACGCGUCCAAGCAUGAUGAUGAUGCAUACCGAGAAAAAAGACAAAGAAACAACGAUGCAGUGAAGAAAACACGACAGAAGUCUAAGGAGACUGCAACAGAACGUAAGCGCAAUGUAGAGCGACUCAAAAACGAUAAUAUUAAGUUGGAAGCUUCUAUUAAAGAGGUAAAGGAACAUGUAGAAACACUUAAAAGUUUGCUAUUGGGCAAUGUAAAGAAAGAGGAACAUGAAACAUUUCUGCAAAAAAUACUUAAUGAACCUACAGACGAUGAGGAUGACAGUAUGGAUGGCACAUGACUUAAUAAAAUCACCAUAAAGACGGCACGGAAGAGAUUAAAAAGCAUGCUAAUUGUUCGUAUGCUAGGCGUGAUAGUUAUUUUCACAUGCAGCUUAAUAUGAUUGGAGUGCAAAUUAAAGCCACUUUCAAUGUGUUAUCAGUUGGCAAUAAACUUAUCUAACACUUUUCUAGAUAUAUAUAAAAUAUGUAAAAUGUAUUGUACAACUAUAUGACUAUAAAUUCAUUAAAAUGGAUGUGUUAAUAGAAAUAUUAAUAAGCACUACAUGUAAGCAGUUUAUGUAUUAAAUAUAUUAAACUUACCAUCAAA